Molecule: messenger RNA, 2419 nt
Organism: Anthonomus grandis grandis
Lineage: Eukaryota; Metazoa; Arthropoda; Insecta; Coleoptera; Curculionidae
Gene: Alg3
Product: lethal(2)neighbour of tid protein
Exons: 2
Coding region: 107-1504 (465 amino acids)
Cellular component (GO): endoplasmic reticulum
Molecular function (GO): dol-P-Man:Man(5)GlcNAc(2)-PP-Dol alpha-1,3-mannosyltransferase activity
Source: RefSeq, a predicted model, not a curated record
CCCCAAUCCUAAAAUUGUAAAAAUAAACAUAACCCUCGAAAUCCAAAGUAGAAAAUAAUCAAAAAUUAUGUGGCAAUUUUGAUAAAAAACCCUUAAGAAUUAAAAAAUGGCUCCGUCAACACAUAGAGGAGACCCAAAAACCACGACGAAACAGAAAUUUGUAAAAUAUUACAAUACGUCCAAGAAGUAUCUGACCGAUCCCCAUCAUUUGGGGCCAGUAUGUCUGUUGCUAUUUUUAACCGAGGCAGUGCUAAACGUAAUUAUUAUCGAAAAUGUUAAAUACACUGAAAUAGAUUGGAUCGCCUAUAUGCAGGAGGUGGAGGGAUUUUUAAAUGGGACUCUCGAUUACAACUACUUGAAAGGUGAUACUGGCCCACUAGUCUACCCAGCCGGCUUCGUCUACAUAUUCACCGCUCUCUACUACCUCACCAACUAUGGAAAAAAUAUUUACUUGGCCCAGUAUGUGUUUUUGGUGUUUUAUUUGGUGCAAACGUUAUUGAUACAUCGAAUUUACCGAAUAACAGCGAAAGUGCCUCCCUACGCUCUAAUCCUGACCACACUGACGUCAUUUAGGAUACACUCUAUCUACGUUUUACGUCUUUUUAAUGAUACUGUGGCGGUACUCUUGUUCUACAUCAGUCUGAACCUGUUCGUUUCCAACAAAUGGAGAUUGGGCAGUUUGUUUUAUUCAUUGGCGGUGAGUGUUAAGAUGAAUAUACUGCUGUAUGCCCCUUGUUUACUUGUUGCAUAUUUGACUAAUUUAAGCUACAAAGAGACUUUUGUGAAUUUACUCAUUUGCGGGUUGGUGCAACUAUUUCUAGCCAUACCAUUUUUGUAUGGUAAUCCUGUAGCUUAUAUAAAAGGUAGUUUUGAUUUAGGACGAGUGUUUGAGCAUAAGUGGACUGUUAAUUACAGGUUCCUACCUCGAGAGGUAUUUGAACAUAAAUAUUUUCAUAUAGGAUUAUUGCUUCUACUGAUACUAUUAUUAAUAAUUUUUUUGCCUUUGUUGCGACGUUACUUAAGCAGUUAUGCCAAACUUAACGUGGUUUCGAAUGCGUUUAAACGCUCCCUCGACGAGGAAAAACAUCGGAAAAUGCUCGCGAAAAAGAACUUUCGAAAAGAUAAAAUGCAUCUGAACGCAUUAGAAAACCAAAAACGAAGCGGGUCUAGAGAUUCCCAAGACAGCAGCUUCUACGAGGAAAAGUUGAAAUUGCAAGACCACAUGUCGAAAAUCGCUCAAUUAUUUAUCCUGCCCUUUUUUAUCACCAAUUUGAUUGGAAUCGCGUGCGCCCGAUCGAUCCAUUACCAAUUUUACGCGUGGUACUACCACAGUUUGCUCUAUUUGGCUUUCAGUACUGGAUACAACAAACCACUGAGGUUUUUAUUGUUGGCGGUGAUCGAGUACUGUUACAAAACUUACCCCAGUACCAAUUUGUCCAGUGCUCUUUUACAUGUGUGUCAUUUCGUUUUAAUUUAUGGAGUUUAUAGGACAAUGAAAGCUUAAAUUUUUAUUGUAAAUGUUAGGUAUAUUAAAGGAAAUGUCAAAACUUCAGGUACGUAUUCAAAGCCCAAAAAUACAUAUAAAAAUGUAUACAAAUAUUUGACCCAUAUUUGUAUACAUUUUUAUAUUUAUUUUUUUAUUUUUUUAUUUUACAAGAUAAAAACAGUUUUUAUUUAAUUUUUCUAUUUUCUAAGUAAAAUUAAUUAUAAUGUAAAUGUUGGAGUAAAAAUUGGCCUUAGGGGUUGUAAAAUUAAGAAAGAAAAAACGGAAAAAGAAUUCUUAGAAAUUAUAAAUAGUUAAAAAGUUGUAAAAAGAUUAGGUUCCAUAAAUUGUAUUUAGAAUACUAAAUAAAAACUGUAACACCCGGUUUUUCGGUUAUGAAGUAUUGACUUUUCUUCAUGAAUAACUCUUUAUAAUCCUUCGAUGCAAAAAAAUUCUUAAUCGUGUUAAAUAGCUUUUUAUUUGCGGUAAUUUUUCUAAUAACAAAUAAGUUUUAUGAAGUAUCUCAAAGUAAAAUGAUUUAUACCGCAUUUCAAAUGGGUCGAAAAUAAUAAAAUUUAAGUUUCCGAGAGUUUUGUGGUCAUUGAGCCCUGUACUCCUUUUGCAUACUUAAGAAUAAGGUUUUAUUACUCUCUAUCUAUUUAAAAUAGACUAUACCAUUGCUGAGAAAUUUAAUUUCCGAUUCCACCUGGUUUAGUUAUUUUAAUGCCUCGUCACAUCAGGUACUUUACGAUUACAACUUAUUACUGCAAAUAAAAUGUUAAACCAUCAUCUAUUAUGUGUUGCGGCGCCUUAUAAACAAACAAAAAACCACCCAAAAUGUAUGCUUAAGAUUUAAACAUUGUGUCAAUUGCUCUAUACAAUCAUAGAUCUAUAUUACGUACGACAUAUUUUUGGCAAUAAAUGACAUUUUUGAAA